Messenger RNA from Callorhinchus milii (elephant shark), 1819 nucleotides. RefSeq names its product small vasohibin binding protein. The transcript is spliced from 3 exons. Gene Ontology annotation, biological process: protein secretion; negative regulation of protein ubiquitination. The coding region runs from base 90 to 290 and encodes 66 amino acids. The record is from RefSeq and is a predicted model, not a curated record. Gene Ontology annotation, cellular component: apical part of cell. Lineage: Eukaryota; Metazoa; Chordata; Chondrichthyes; Chimaeriformes; Callorhinchidae.
UUUUAGGGGACGGACCGGAAAUAGGAAGGUGGGAGGGGGUUGCAGUGAAAAGGGGUCGCUCUACAGUCUCAGCAAAUACAGCAGGAGGAAUGGAACCUGCCUAUCGUAGGGACAAGAUGAAGCCGAAGGACCCGGCCCAGCGAGGGGACAAAACGAAGCAGAAAUCAGCAUUGCAGGAGCUGAAACAGAGACAGAGAGCUGAGAUUUACGCUUUAAAUAAAGUGAUGACAGAGCUGGAGCAACAGCAGUUUGAAGCCUUCUGCAAGCAGAUGCAGUCGGAGGGAGACUGAGAGCGAGAGUAAGUGGGGAUGGAGGGGAGCUGUCAGCCACACAAGUGUGCCUGACCCACCCAUCCCACAGCGUCUCUCUCCCACAACAAUAAACCAACCCUGACGACAUAGAGGGAGAAUGAUUCAUUUGAACAAAAAAGAAAUGUGGUUUUGUGUAAUCAAAUGCAGACUGGAUCUGGGAUAGUUUUUUUAAAAAAAACUCAAUUAUUUUAUUUCCUUUCAGGCAAAUGUUUACUGUUAAUCUAGGUGUGAAGGUGAGGCGCAAAAAGGCGCAAAAUUGAGGUGAUGAUGGGAUUUAUCACCAGUGCUGAUUAUCACUUUGACUAAAAUUGUGAUUAUUGACCGGCGAGAUUCCAAACGGGUGUCAAUGCCGACAAUGUCACUAACAUCUUUGUACCCGGCCAUUGUUCCAGGAGGGUGGGAGUGUGGGUGGUAGUGGGUCAUAACCACAGUCCUUAAUUAUCAACAACAUAGUCAUUGUCAUAAUUAGCACGUCGCUUGUUUCACCUUGUGUUGGGGGCAGGAAUGUAAUUGUUAUGGUAUUCAACAAUAUUUGGCUGAGAGGAUUUGUCAUUUGGUUUAGCUCAUGAGACUUGGAUUCAUAUCCACCCUACACUGCUGGGCUAUCCUGGCCUGUUAGCUAGCAGCUUAGCAGGGCAAUGUGGAUUGAGUUAGGGCCAGUUAGUGUCAGACUUGUUUGUUUGCUGGGGCAAAAGUCUGUCCUUAAUUCAGCCCUGAAUUGUUAGUCUCACUGACAUUUACUAUAAUAUAAUAAUAAUAUAAUAUAAUAAUAAUCCUUGCAUUUGAUUUAGCGCUUUUCACGUCUUCUAGACGACCCAAAGCGCUUCACAGAAUAUACUGUAAAGUGAAUUGACUAUAUUUGUGGGCGAGCACGGCAGCCAAUUGAGCACAGCAGUGUCCCACAAACAAUCAUGGAUUGAAAAUGACCAAUUUUUUUUAUAUAAGAUAUAAGAUAGUGAGAAAUCAAAUUUCUUUCCAUUUCUUUUCCAUUUCGAUUCAAUGCUUGUGUCUGGGGUUGCUUGUGUGUAAAAAAAACCAGACUGCUACCCCCAACAAUUGCCUCCAUCCUCUCUCCUGCCAACAUUCUGUACGAUGCAACAGUUUUCCCUUUUGUGUUUGCAGGAGACAGAAUUUGUGUGGUUGUGGUUUUGCCGUAGUAAAAGUAUUAAUAAUUCUGUAUUCUGUGAAUUGAAACAAAAGCCUCCUGGAGGAGCCUUGAUUGCUUCCAAAGGAAACACCUCUGCUUCCGCUGCUCAGAUGUAGUACCUCAAAUCUGAAAUCAAAUCGUAUUGCUUAUUUAAAUGCUCACAGCAAAUGAUGCUGAGUUUAGCGAUUGGAGUGGAAUGAGGUGGGUGUUGUGUCUGUACGUGUGUUUGGAAUUGGCUGCAGUGGAAUUGACUUGUGCAGUGCCCUGACUGCUGUUCCUCUUACGCGGGACUGGAGGAGUGAGUGGCUGCCAUUGAGCUCUGUGGGUCUCUGCUCUGUACUCAAUAAAAGUUGGCUCAGAA